Dermochelys coriacea (leatherback sea turtle) is the source of this 2740-nucleotide messenger RNA. RefSeq names its product ring finger protein 13 (gene RNF13). Gene Ontology annotation, biological process: ubiquitin-dependent protein catabolic process; positive regulation of DNA-templated transcription; protein ubiquitination. Gene Ontology annotation, molecular function: ubiquitin protein ligase activity. The transcript is spliced from 12 exons. Lineage: Eukaryota; Metazoa; Chordata; Testudines; Dermochelyidae. Gene Ontology annotation, cellular component: cytoplasm; nucleoplasm. Bases 491 to 1636 code for a protein of 381 amino acids. The record is from RefSeq and is a predicted model, not a curated record.
AGCAAUUCCCGGCGCCCGGGCUGGCCUCUCCGCCUAUGCGGGGGGCCCGGGGCGGGAUUUCCGCCGCGCUCCGGCUCCGCCUCUCUCAGCUGACGGGACAAACCCAUUUGUCAUGGAGUCGCUGUAGGCUGGUCCCGGCCCUUGGCCCCCAGCCUGCAGCGAGCUCAGGGUAAGCAGAAGAGAGAAGAACGAGUGAGCAGAAUAAAAUGCUGACAAAGCAUCACCGAUUACGGCUACAGCCCGGGCUGGGGUUUCACUUCCGUAUUUCUUGUGCAUGGUUUUUCUCCAGAGCUGUCUGGCCGGGGAUGCUGACCAUAUUUAUGAUCCUUAUUCGAAUGAGCAGGGAUCGACAAUGAAUGAGGCACAGAAUUUUGAGAAUUGAAGAGAUAUUCUUUUGUGUUUGAGGCACUGUUCUGAGACCCAUGAGAACUGGGCUCUGUUCGUUGCUCUGCCACGGAUUUGCUACAUGAUGUUAGAUAUUUAAUUUAAAAUGCUGUUGUCAAUAGGAAUGUUAAUGUUGUCUGCCACUCAGAUCUACACCAUUCUGACAGUUCAGCUGUUUGCUUUCCUAAACCUUUUGCCUGUGGAGGCAGACAUUUUAGCGUACAACUUUGAAAAUGUAACUCAGACAUUUGAUGAUCUACCAGCAAGGUUUGGCUACAGACUGCCAACUGAAGGCUUGAAGGGCUUCCUAAUAAAUUCAAAACCAGAGAAUGCAUGUGAGCCCAUAGCACCUCCACCACUGAAAGACAACUUCUCUCGUGCUUUCAUUGUGUUAAUCAGAAGACUUGACUGCAACUUCGAUGUUAAGGUUUUAAAUGCACAGAGAGCUGGAUACAAGGCAGCUAUAGUUCACAAUGUUGAUUCUGAUGACCUAAUUAGCAUGGGAUCCAACGACAUUGAAGUUUUAAAGAAAAUUGAUAUUCCAUCUGUCUUUAUUGGUGAGACAUCAGCUAAUUCACUGAAAUAUGAAUUCACUUAUGAAAAGGGUGGCCAUAUUAUGUUAAUCCCAGAGUUCAGUCUUCCUUUGGAGUACUACUUAAUUCCAUUCCUAAUUAUAGUGGGAAUCUGCCUUAUACUCAUUGUCAUAUUUAUGAUCACAAAAUUUGUGCAAGAUAGACAUAGAGCAAGAAGGAAUCGGCUUCGAAAAGAUCAGCUUAAGAAGCUUCCUAUACAUAAAUUUAAGAAAGGAGAUGAGUAUGAUAUAUGUGCCAUUUGUCUGGAUGAAUACGAGGAUGGAGACAAGCUCAGAAUCCUUCCAUGCUCUCAUGCAUAUCAUUGCAAGUGUGUGGACCCAUGGCUGACUAAAACCAAGAAAACAUGCCCUGUGUGUAAGCAGAAAGUGGUCCCUUCUCAAGGGGAUUCAGACUCUGAAACAGACAGCAGUCAAGAAGAGAAUGAAGUCUCCGAAAACACCCCUUUGCUUAGACCAUUAGCUUCAGUUAGCACUCAGUCAUUUGGGGCUUUGUCAGAGUCUCAUUCCCAUCAAAACAUGACUGAAUCUUCAGAAUAUGAGGAAGACGACAAUGAGGAUAUUGAUAGUAGUGAUGCAGAGGAUGGAAUGAAUGAAGAGAGUGUAGUGGUUCAACUACAGCCCAAUGAUGAAAGGGAGCACAGAGUGGCAAAUACAGUUUGAGCUUCAAGACUGCUAGUGAUCAAUCUCAUAAGAACAAAACUGUUCAUAAAGCUAUACUUUACAUACACUUAUAUAGGGAAUACAUUCUAUUUGGUGGCCUCUUUGGUUACUUCAAUAGAUGCAGCUCUUCAUGUAGUGAUCUAUGGUUUGAUCAUAUUACAGACAGAUUUUUUUGGUUCAGUUACUCAUUCACAUAUUUAUCUUUUCAAAAUGAACAGUUUAACUGGACUUCAUAAUACUAAUGAAUAAUGCUGGGAGUCUCCAUCGAAGCGAUAUCAGUAAACCAGAGCUCUACUUUAAAUGUCAGUAUCUUGUUGAAAUGGGAUAUAGCCAGAAAGUAGAUGUUUUCCCCGAUUACAGCUUGUAGGCAAGAUUGGCUAUACUGAUAGCAAUAUUUAUUAAACGUAUGGUAAGCGCUACCCCUCCAACCUAAUCAAAAUGUAUAUGAUUUCUGUGUCUCUGGGGUUUUCCCAAAACUGCCACCAUACUGAAAGAAAGAAGGUAGAACAGUUCAGUAUUCUUUUAGCAGGCAGAUCACAAAAGCAGGGAAACUGAUGCUUAAUCAUGACAGCAGUGAUUCUGCUACUUUUCCAAGUAAUCCUGUUGAGCUUGCAAGAGCAGUUUAAGGUUGUGAAGGAAAUUUCAGAAUCAGUUAGGUUUAAAAUAGCUCACACAAAAAGAUUCAUAAUGAACAUCUUAUUAAUUGGCCCCAUUUGCUGAUAGCAGCAAAACUAAUUUCCUAUGACAAUAAUGCAGGGGCUGGGAGUGACCAAAAACAGCAAGGCAAGCAAAGAUGUAUAUAGAAAUACUGAAUUGUAGUAAUUGUUCUAUUGAUCCUCACAUCAUAUACCUCUAAAUAAGGAGCAUUUUAUGCUGCAUUAGUCUGCUAAACUAUGUACAUAGAUAAAUUGUUUUUUCAAGUAUUUGAUUUUAAAAUGAGUGGUUACAAAUAUUUAACAGAACUCUGUACUUACCAGUGUAUCAUGAAAACCUGAAUUAUAUAUAAUGUCAUUAUAACUGUGUAUAAUCAAAAUGCAAAGAUUUUUUAUAUGGCCUUGUAUAAGGGGGAUUUGAAAGAAUGUUAAUAAACAUGUUUCCACUUUA